AUGCUCAUCCUUCUUGGACUUCCUCCCGAAGGUGUUAAGGUCUUCGCUGUUUUAUUUCAUUCGCAUCUCUUAGGUAAAAAAUUAAAACUCAGACAUUUUCGUGGCAAUGAACUUCCUCCGAUUAGUAAAGACGAUAAUUACGAUAAUAGUUAUCAGGACUACAGACUGCUGGAAAAUGAAGUCACUAUUCUACCUGACGAUCACUUGAUCUUAGAAUGCACCUAUAACUCUAUUGGGAGAACUAAACCUACAUUUGGUGGAUUUACUGUAGAUGACGAAAUAUGUCUGUCGUUUAUUAUGUACUAUCCGAGUUCCUCUUUGGUUUCUUCUUUCAGUUGCCCUUCUCCAUUUAAUGUUCUUAUAUCACUUGGUGUUAUAGAAAUGUCACAAGACGAUCGAUUUGUAAUUUCGCCAAUUACAGGAAAGAACGAGACCUACUUUGAAUUUUUAAACACUUAUCCUUGGGAUGAAUAUUCAGUAAAUGCAGUUCAAAGAUCCAUGAAGAAUAGUCCGCAUCUCCACAUAUGUAUGAAUAAACAAGGAAAACCAAUUCAUACAUUUACUCUGGCAAGAUACCCCUUCGGAGUAAAGUCAUAUGAAGAACCUGAUAUUUGUAAACACGAACUGAACUUCGAUUGA
Molecule: messenger RNA, 639 nt
Organism: Centruroides sculpturatus (bark scorpion)
Lineage: Eukaryota; Metazoa; Arthropoda; Arachnida; Scorpiones; Buthidae
Product: DBH-like monooxygenase protein 1
Exons: 8
Coding region: 1-639 (212 amino acids)
Biological process (GO): norepinephrine biosynthetic process; dopamine catabolic process; octopamine biosynthetic process
Cellular component (GO): secretory granule membrane
Molecular function (GO): dopamine beta-monooxygenase activity; copper ion binding
Source: RefSeq, a predicted model, not a curated record